Cadophora gregata is the source of this 1639-nucleotide messenger RNA. RefSeq lists its product as uncharacterized. The transcript has 2 exons. NCBI's taxonomy places the organism in Eukaryota, Fungi, Ascomycota, Leotiomycetes, Helotiales, Ploettnerulaceae. Bases 631 to 1518 code for a protein of 295 amino acids. Gene Ontology annotation, biological process: protein processing. The record is from RefSeq and is a predicted model, not a curated record. Gene Ontology annotation, molecular function: protein binding. Gene Ontology annotation, cellular component: endoplasmic reticulum; Dsc E3 ubiquitin ligase complex.
CAAAAUAUCAACUCUAACCUAAAAUGUCUACUUUGGAAACGAAGAAAAAGUCCGGAGGAAACAGCAUAUAAUUCUGUUCUUCACAUGGAACAUUGCAUUUUGCGCGUGGCGUCGUUGCUUUAGCAGCAGAAGUUUGCAAUCUCUUCAUCACCCUAAUUUUCUACCAGCAAAUACCUUUCCUAUGCUUUAUUACCGCCGGACUCAUUGUACUUCGCUCCGACGUGGAAGGUAGUGGAAGGUUCAUCCUUUAGUAUUUGUGGCUCUACAAGUGAGAGAUACGGAGCUGAUCUUUUGAAGAAGAGAUUCAUAUGUAGAGUCAAGUACGGUAUCUUUCAAGACAUCCUCGUUUAAGUCGACCAUGAAGUCCAUCCCAAAAGAGGAGUUGAUGUUGAUACCCCCUGCCACAUGCCACAGGGACUAGCCCCUCGGCUCGGGACGAUGACUGUCUUGCUCUUGUGAGGUUCAUCAUCACCACCACAUCGACUGCAGCUACUAGGCUCAGUCAACAUACAACCGAAGCGGAGAUGCUCGCUCCUUUACCACCUUGAGCUCGUUUUGCAGCAUGCAAUCUGCUAAUCUUCACACCAACUCUACGAAAAAGGCCAAUCCCCACUGCAUUGCAUUCUAACGAUGGCAGCAGCAAGCUUUCUCACUCCAACCCCUCAACGAGGAGCAGAGCUGGAGCCAACCCCUCUCCCCAUCACAGUCCGGUUCACAACUUCAAUUCCCGACCUACUCCUCGACAUUCCCGACCCGGAUGCUACGACGGUCAUAGCUCUAAAGCAUCUUCUGCGGUCCAAACUCGAUCCACCAACAUCGCAACAUCGAUAUCGAUUCAUCCACAGCGGGAAACUCCUCAAAGAUGACGAUGUCCUAGCAGAUGUCCUCAAGAUCCCCUCUCUGCCCCCUCCACCCGCAGAUCCAAAGGGCAAAGGGAAAGCCGUCGAACCGCCGCCGCCACGCGUCUACAUCAACUGUUCAAUCGGCGAUGCGCUCACUUCGGCCGAACUUGCCGCUGAAGCUGUUGCGGCUGCUGCUUCGUCAGACAAGUCGAAGAAGAGGGAGAGGAGCGAGACUAGAGAUGGGGGGUCUACGCCCUCGAAAAGCACGACUACUACGCCUAGAGGCUUCUCGCGAUUGCUGUCUGCUGGGUUUACAGCCGCGGAGGUAAAUCAACUGCGGCUGCAGUUUAGGUCUAUACAGUCGAAUAUACAUACACCGGAUACUAUGCCCUCUCCUGAGACGUUGCUACGCAUGGAAGAUGCCUGGAUUGACGAUAAUGCGGGCAAUGCUGGGGCUGGUGGCGGCACUGGGGGAUUCGACUUUGGUGAUGAUGGAAUCAAUGGGGGCGCUUUGGAUGAUUUACUUUGGGGCAAUAUUAUGGGAUUCUUGUGGCCGCUUGGAUGUGUUGGGUGGCUUAUUAGGGAGGGAGGAGUAUGGUCGAGGAGGAGGCAGAUUGCUGUAUUUACGGGUUUCUUGCUGAGCUUGACGUUUGGUAUGUUGAGGGUCGUGUCUUGAAGGGUUGAAGAUUACAGAGACUUUGCAUAUUCGACGGCGUUGGUGGAGGAUUGAGCCUUGGUGGCUUAUGAUACCCAGAUAUGGAGCUUGCUUACAGUAAUACAACAGUCGUGGUCCAGGU